AUGAGAACUCUCAUCUUAGUUCUCUCGGUUGCUUUUGUAGCGGCAAUACCUGCGAAGGACUGUGUUAUCAACGUGCGUGAGAGUAUGGUGAAACUGUUAUCCAACUCCAAACGCAGCGGUAUGCCGUGCAAGCUAAUGUGGGACAAUCUGCUACUCCGCGUGCGGAACACACACGAUAGCCUGAGUGCAUGCCAGCAACGCGAAUUCACGACCAGCCCCACAAAACCAUCUACGGUUGACUGUCAACGGGAGCUCGAGAAGGCAAAGCUGGAAAUUCAGGGCGAUCACAACUACUACACCGCUACAAUGAUGAACAAGAUGCAGCUAAACGAGUGGGAUACGGCAAAGCACAAAAGAGAGAUAGCUGCGCUGGAGAAUCAAAUUCAAACAACCAGUCAAGAGUUUAAGUCGAUGUAUCGGAAUCUUAUCUUCCUAAACAUACAUGCCGGUUCGAUAAAGCAGGCUCUCCGGUAUUAUCAUCGCUUCCUUCAGGGUAACCGGCCUGGGCAGCUGCUGACAGAUCUCGUUGCUUGGAUGUACCAAGAUCCAGCUCAGGAGCAGGAGCGAUUAAUACAGUUGCUAGAAUUCACCCGUAAACUACCCAGCGCCACGGUGAAGCUUUCUCUCUACCAGCAGAUCGACACCGAAAUGAAGAAGCAUCAGAAACAACAUGCCAGCUACUUGGCCAUGAUUUUGGCGCUGGACGUUGGGCGCAUUGCCUUUAGGGCGACGAAUGACCCUGACGCUCGCCGACUGUAUCUGGACAUUUUCCAACCAGCUAUGGCUUAUCUGAAGCGCACAGUGAUGUCGGGCAACUACGACGAGCUAGUUACGUUUGCCACCACCCAUCCGUCCCACUUCGAGGAGGUAGAAAACCGAAUCUCCACCAUGGACGAGAGCGUGUGGAACAAUGCCGAUUUCGAUCGGUUUGUAACGUACCCGAACCGGUUACCUCUGGCAAAACAGCGCCUUGAAGCGUUCCGCAUGCUGGUGCUGCAAAUCAAUCAGCGAAACAAGAGCAACUUUGCCGACCGGCUGGUGAAGGUUGCGAGAGAGCUCGAACAGUGUGAGACGUUCAUCAGAACUGGGAAAAACGAUCCAGUCGAUCUGGACAAACUGCGCACCGUGAAAGCUUUAUUCUCCAAGCUUCAACCCAAACACGAGUACGAUCAUUACUUGGCGCUGGCGAAAGAGCAGUAG
This is a messenger RNA of Anopheles maculipalpis, 1200 nucleotides long. RefSeq lists its product as uncharacterized. The record is from RefSeq and is a predicted model, not a curated record. NCBI's taxonomy places the organism in Eukaryota, Metazoa, Arthropoda, Insecta, Diptera, Culicidae. The transcript has a single exon. Bases 1 to 1200 code for a protein of 399 amino acids.